AUGACCGAGACCGUCCCCGUCCAAGCCGAACCCCCCGCCGCCCCUCCCGCCCCCAACCUUCCCCCUCCCGCCGCGGCCCCCGCCCCCGCCCCCGCCCCCGCCCCCGCCCCGGCCCCGGCCGCCAAGAAGAAGGCCGCCUACCGGCCGCAGAAAAGCGGCGGCGCGGCGGUGGCCGAGCAGAUCCUGGAGGCGGUGGCCGCCACCAAGGAGCGCCAGGCGGCCAAGCUGGGCCCCCUGAAGAAAACCAUCUCGGCCUCCGGCUACGAGCUGGAGAAGGGCGGCGGCGGCGCCCGGCCCAACCCGCCGCUCAGCACCGUGGCCAACAAGGGAUCCCCGGCCGAGAGCGGGGCCGGCACCUCCUCGGCCUCCCUCCAUCCGGAGCAGCAGCAGGAGAAGGAGGAGGAGGAGGAGGAAGGGGGACCGGAGGAAGGAGAGGCCGAGGACGGCACCAAAGGAGGGGCCAAGAGGAAAGCGCCGACGGCCAAGAGAGCGGCCCCGAAGAGAGCGGCGGCCAAACGGGCCAAGAAAGCGGCGGCCAAGGGCCCCCGAAAGGGGACGGCGGCCAAGCCGAGAAAAGCUGCUAAGCGGCCGGCAACGUGCAGGCCUGUGGGGCGUAAGCGGGCGGCGGGGAAGAGGAGGUAG
Molecule: messenger RNA, 642 nt
Organism: Carcharodon carcharias (great white shark)
Lineage: Eukaryota; Metazoa; Chordata; Chondrichthyes; Lamniformes; Lamnidae
Product: histone H1-like
Exons: 1
Coding region: 1-642 (213 amino acids)
Source: RefSeq, a predicted model, not a curated record